AAAAUCUCAAAAUGGCUGGCGCUAAACAUGAAACUUGACAUUUCGGCUGAAACUGCGCAAGGAAAAAACACGCAAACAGGAUGUCAAAAAUAUUCAAAACAUUGCCCAUGUAUUACCAAAAAACCCUAAAUCAGAACGUUGAAUUUAUGGAAAAAGAAUGUCAUAAAAUGUGAAAUUGUGGGCAAAAUUCAACAUGCAACCCACUACAUCUACUCUGCUGCAACAGAGAAGCGUGCGAAAAGCUGAUCGUUUCUCGCAGCGAAACGAUGCCAGCCUGCGGGCGAAGGCCAAGCAGGCCGUGCUACAUGAACUGAGCGAGGGGCUGCGAGUGAAGGCAGCGAAGAUGAGACUAGCUGCACGGGGAGAUGGAUGGGCGUCUACCGUAGACAGAGGCGCUGGUCCAGGAGCAGUGGGGAGGGCUGUCGCAAAUUUUGGAGAAGUUAAAAAAACCUCAAUGAAGAAGGAAGAAACAGGAAGGUCACCAACCAAAAUUUCACAUUCACCAAGUAGGUCUCGCAUUCCAGUUGCCAAGUCGCACGUCAAAGCAAGUCCCAAGAGUUCUCACCGUGUGCACUUCCAAAGUCCGGCCUCGACACCCAAGAAGCCUGGCUUGCCGUCGUCUGUAUCUGAUCCCAAAAGUGCUCGCAUGCCGAGGGCCAAACCAGGCUAUAUAUGGAAUAUGGGUGGCCGGCUCAAAGAAAUCAGGAUCAGACAUCUUGCAAGAAAGUUCCUGCAUAUUUGGAUUGCUGCAGCUUUUGGUCGUGUCCGCCCGUCUGUAGUGAGGCAACAUUACAGGAAACGUUUGCUGUCUGCUGCCCUCAGGGAAUGGAUCGAUUUCUGGUGGACGAGUCGCCGAGAAUGGAAACUUCAGAUCAGAGCGGAUUAUCACAGGAGAUAUCACAUAUGCCAGACAGUGUGGUAUGCGUGGAAAGAAUAUGUCCUCCUGGAGAAAAUCAAAAGCUCUAAAGAUGCUGUCGCAGUCGCACAUGCCAAUGGAAAGCUUCAAUCAAGAGUGUUAGAAGCCUGGAAGGUUUACGUCGUCAGUCGCAGGGCCAAGACAGCACUACGUCGGAAGGCAGAUAGCCAUGCAGCAAUGCGAUACCUAGAGUGGGCCUGGGUGCGCUGGAUGUCACAGAGACAAGCAGUGCAAGACAGGCAGGAGGCUGGGGACUUCGCUGUGCAGCACUGGGCACAGAAUCUUGUGCACAAGACAUGGCGGAGGUGGAUAGCCGCGACUCAAGAUAAGCUGGAGCAACGUCACAAAGACCAGAAGGGAAUAGACCUGUAUGAGAGGAACUUGGUUGCUAAAUGCUUCUACAAGGGGUUUGUGUCUUACACCACUCACCGAAGGGACCGUAGAAGAGAAAAAGCUUAUACGUCACAACUACACCGAGAUGACUUACUGCUCAAGAGCUGGCAGCAUUGGCACGGCCGAUGGUACACAUUGAGGCUCAUGCAAGAACAGCGAGAGAAGUUGUAUGUGAUGGCUGAGAGAUGCAGACUGAGGAAGCACUUCGUCAGAUGGAGAUACUUCAUCAAAUUGAAGUUUGAGAGGAGAAUGAAGAUACAAGUAGCUGAGCAGCACUACAGAUGCCAACUCCUGAAAUCAAGCUUUGGUGCUCUUCAACUCGCUGUCGUGAGACAAAGACUGCAGGAAAGGAGGAAGGCGAAAGCAGAGAUGUUCAGGAACCAUUCGCUGCUGUUGCAUGCCAUGCAGAGAUGGAUCCAGAGGUGCGAGGAGAAAGAAGAGCUCAGCCUCUUCACAUUGUCUCGCCAGGCAAGGGGCAUGUUUAGGUCGCGAAUUCUGAGUCAAAUGAUGCAAAAGUGGAAGGAAUACACUGCUUGGCGCCGAAAGAGACAGGCGCAGUAUGUCAUGGCAGAAGCACACUACCUGUCGCGCCUGCUACCAAAGUGCCUACAUAGCCUGAAAGUGUACGCCCAGGGGCAGCAAGACCAAAGGUGCAAUGGCAUCCAGGCUAUCAGCUUCCACAGGGAGUGUGUCCUGGGUUUUUACUUUGUGAGAUGGUGGCACAUGUUUCAGACGAGCCAGAAUCUCAACACGAUGCACAGAAUGGCUGUGCUACACUAUGACGGCACACUGGGGAAGCGGAUGCUUCGGAAAUGGAAACACCGGAUGAGACGAAAACAGCAACUAGAAGAAAAAGAGGCAAUGGCAGUAGAGCAUCAUGAAGAACAUCUCUGUGCCUCAGCAUUGACAACAUGGAAAGAGUUUGUUGCGGACUGCCACAAAAGGCGUGAACAAGAACAUAAGGCAUCCAGUCACAGCUGCAUGAGGCAACUUGGCAAGAUCUGGAAAGCGUGGACGAUGUACACCAUACAGUGUCGCAUCAAGAAAGACAAGAUUCGACGAGCUGUCAACUAUCGUCAACAACUUCUUGAGAAUAGAGUCCUCACGGCAUGGAAGGUGUACCAACAGCGAGCCAAGGAGAUUGAGAAGGAAGCGGAGAGGAGAAAGCUGAGCAAAGAUCAGGAGUGUUCAGGAUGGGCCUUGAAGCAGUGGCAUUGGAAUGUUAACGAGCAAACUAGAGAGAGAAUUCUUGAGGAGAGAGCUCGCCAGUAUUGGAUGAAAUCUAUCAAAGCCAAGAUAAUCACAUCAUGGCAACAGUAUGCUGUCUUACACUCCCACAAGAGAAAAAGUGAUGUUGAGGAACUGCAUAGGAUCCAAGACAAACUCAACAGAGGCAAACUUGGACGCGUCUUUCGCAUCUGGCAGUUGUCGUACGUUCGCUCACUUGCGAGCAGAAACCAAACAGACAGAGCCAUCAGACACUGGCGUGACAAAGUGAUGAAACAGGCUUUCCAAAACUGGUGCUUGUUUAAGCAACAGGAGAUACGUAAACAGUUGUUGUUGAGGCAGUCUAUGUGGCUACACAACACCAGGUUAUCAGCCAAGUUCUUUUUGAGGUGGAGAGCAGAGUUCCACAAGUCCAAGGAGCACCAGACUAAGACGGUCAUGGCACUGUGGCAGUGGAGUCUGGUCCUGCAGAGGAGGGUACUAGACGCCUGGCUGUCUUACACCGCGGAGCGACUACGUAAGAAGCAGCGUCUGGCCGAGGCUAUGGCUCAGCGCAGACAGUACCUGCUGAGGGAAGGGGUCGGCCAGUGGAUGAGAGUGGGGACUUUCAUGGCCGAGCAGAGGUCAAAGGUCGCAGCCCAACAUCAGGCCAAGAGUGCGUACAAGAUCUUUCAUGUGGUGAGACGCUGUGCGACCCAUUGGAUAAACAUGACCCAAAGAGGGCGCUCCAAGUCGGAAACAAAACCGCGUCUGAACGUCCGAUGUCCAGCCGACCAAGGCUAUGCAACCCUCGAUGCGCUGGGAGAGACUGGGUCUGACGUAGGAGGCAACCCUGUCCCUACUCACGUAGAUCCCUCAAGGGGCAGGACUAGCCUGGACAGAAUAACCAGUAAUAAGGGACCAGUAUCAUCCAGUGCGUUGCCCCUCAUUGCUUUGAGUUCAAAACCACAGCUGAGGGAAGGCUUCCAGGCUAUCAGUAGAGUCGUGAUGGAAAGUGAGCCUGCACUCAGACCCAGGCCUUUGCCUAGAAGACCUGACUUCCUCAUGGAGUCCCUACAGAAAGAGGGACUCUGGGCCAGUCAGCCUAGUUCAGGCAAGCCAGCCGCACGUGAUGCACCACACGAGCCCGGGCAAGAGCUAUUUCUUAAGCAGCAACAACUGUCUUCAGGAAACGCCGGAACCCCGCACCAAACUGGUUUGCCUAUGGCAUCUGAUAUGGAGUCCAUGCCUAGGGCAGCACAACCUCAGCCGUUGUCUACGGCUGAUCAUCAAAUACCCAGGCAACAUGGGUCUGAACCAUUGCGGAGAGAAGCACCAGUGAGUGUCGACUCUGAAUCUAUUCCCCACAGGAGGUCACCCCCUGUGCCCUCCCCUCCCGCUGAGCUUGUAAAGCCAUGCAGUGGGGGUCAGCUUCCAGCCAGUGAGAAAACCAAAAGCAGACCUUGGGUAACUGACUUACGCCCUCAUGCGGGAGGUAGUGAGCAUGUCGAGGUUGAAUUGCAAGCGGCUUCUUCUUUCAGAGACAGAGUGGGGAUGGAUGUUCUUCCUGCUGAACCAUUGGUUGAAGUCAGAGAGGACAUUGGUAAGCUAGAACCAUUUCAAGGAGGUGUUGUGAAAGAGACAAGUGAAGGACUGUUUGAGGCAGAUUCUUCAAACGAUCGGAGGCAAGAUGCAUCACCUCAGUUUGACGGGGAGAGAAGGCCGGAGCUUUCCUCCUCUCAACCUCCCGAGAAGCUUGUUCUCCUCCCACCAUCUGCCUUCAUGACAUCCAGAGCUGUGGCUGCCAAACCUAGAACCUCCAAAACAACACCGACAACAACGUCAUCACAGAAUACAGCCCACGUUGUCCCAAAGACCGUAAACCUCACUCCAGAAGAUCAACAGCUGAUUACACCAUCAUCGCUUAGAAAUAACGAGUAUGAGCAGCACCAACAUCAACUGCAGACCCUUCAACUGGAAUCUGUGAAGACAGACUCAGAAUAUAAAGACCAAUGGGCUGAACCACACGUGCUUGACCAGAGUGGAGAGCAACAUCAACGUACAAGAAUGAGAGGAGGAAUGGACGAUACGCAGUCCCAAGACAUAUACGAAGAGAUUCAACAGAUACAUGAGAAGUUGCAGGACUACCAAAGGGCAAAGGAAAAAUUCAGAACCUUGAAAGAACAGAGAUGUCAGCUGGGCACCUGGUUGGCAGAGUACCAGCGCAUCCAUGGACAGGAGGCAGAAGGCAAAGACCAAGAUGUCGUGGAGGUUACUGAGGAACUCCAACAGAUUGACCUCGAGAUGUCCGAGCUAUCACAGAAACUGAAGGAGGACAAGCCAAGGGUCGGAAGGCUCAUCUCAAGGGUCAAUGCACUUAUGGCCCAAACUCAAGAAUAGUGUCAUUCACCGAACAAAAUUAGAAGUCAUUUUUGCGGUGGUGCCACGUCCGCACCCAUGCCCUACGCAUUUUUAAAGAUCAGGCGUGCGCGCAAUUUGGUAACCCUAUUGGUCAAAGGAGCCCGGAGUGUGUGCGUAUUUCCUGAGCACGACUCCCGCAAGCAGGGGGCCACCGCAACAAACGGCUGUAGCCGAAUUAGUCUAUAGACUACACCUGGGCCCAAUUUCAUAGCACUGCUUUAGCAGAAAAGUCGCUGCUUAAGCACUAUUCCAGGGCGUGAGUGUGUGCGCAUGGAGAUUUCUAUUGUUACGUGACUGAUUUAAGCAACUUGUUCCUCUGGAGUUAGGCUUCAUUUUGCUGUGCUUCUGCUUACAAUCUCUAUGAAAUAGACAGAGACUCUGUUGGCACAAAAUCGGCUGUGAAGCAGCGCCAUGAACUUGGGCCCAAAUUGGCUGGAACAGUCUGUCUGCAAUUUCUCGGUUAAAAUAAAUCUACGCUGUAAGAAGUUACAAUGUACUUUGAAUGCAUCUCUGACACUGUUUUGCAUUUCAGAUUUCAUGCAGUUUAAAAAAUUCCAUUCUCUGUAUGACAAAACAAAACAUUUGAGUGUACAUGUAGUCUAUCUGUAUAUCCGUCCAGAAUUGUAUACAAAUAUAAUAUGGUUUGAGAGUAUUGGAAGUUGACUAGUUUAGUUU
Messenger RNA from Patiria miniata (bat star), 5611 nucleotides. Its product is annotated as protein SFI1 homolog. The transcript is spliced from 29 exons. Lineage: Eukaryota; Metazoa; Echinodermata; Asteroidea; Valvatida; Asterinidae. Gene Ontology annotation, molecular function: phosphatase binding. The record is from RefSeq and is a predicted model, not a curated record. Bases 194 to 4915 code for a protein of 1573 amino acids.